UCUUCUCUCUUACUGCAUUUACAGUAGUACUGGCUGUUGUACAUAUAUACACCUGUGCACUGUCCUUGCAAAGCACUCACAAAAGUGAAUUUACUUUUCCAUCUUCAAGACCGCAGUCAAGAUCUCUUCAGUUUGCAUCUCCCAAAGCGCAGCCAUGACGAUCGUGGAGAUGCAUGUGAAUAUCGACUGCGACGGCUGCGAGGACAACGUCAGGAAGGCCCUUCUGAGGCUUGAAGGCGUGCACCACGUUCAGAUCGACAGGAUGCAUGGCAAGGUAACGGUGAACGGCUCUGUCAGCCAGAAGAAGGUGCUCCGCGCUGCGCGGCGCACGGGCAGGCUCGCCGUGCUGUGGCCCUCUGCCUUCAACCCGGCGUAUAACCAUGGCUACGCGCAGCCGGCCUAUUACCAGUACCAGGCCAAGCCCGCCGCCGCGCACGCGCACGCGCACGGGCAGCAGCAGCAGCACUACUACAGCGGCAGCGCCGAGCGCGGCAAGAACGGUAGUGUCUCAGCGGUGGGUCGGAAGCCGGCGGCGCACUACCCCCAGGGCAGGCCCAGCUCGUACAAUUACCAGGUCCAUGGGUACUACGACUCCGAUCUCUACGGGAGCUACCGCGAGCAGCCCGACGUCGUGCCGGUCGCCGUUCGGAGCUACUUCAGCGACGAGAACCCCAAUGCUUGCUCGAUCAUGUGAGCGUAAUCGGCGAUGGUUCGGAUGUCUGAUUCGAUCGGCGUAUGCUCUGUGUGUGUUCUUGUAUGAUCAAUACAGAUGCUUGUACAGUACUAGUGCUGUCAAUUUCUUGUGCAGUCUUGUACAUAUGAUUUCA
Messenger RNA from Phragmites australis (common reed), 827 nucleotides. Its product is annotated as heavy metal-associated isoprenylated plant protein 28-like. Lineage: Eukaryota; Viridiplantae; Streptophyta; Magnoliopsida; Poales; Poaceae. The record is from RefSeq and is a predicted model, not a curated record. Bases 155 to 694 code for a protein of 179 amino acids. Gene Ontology annotation, molecular function: metal ion binding. The transcript has 3 exons.